AUGAAUAUAUGCAAUAAGAAAGUUCUAUUAUUUGGAGAAGCUAGUGAAUUAGUUGGCUGCAAAGAAAUUACAAUACAAUUUCCUUUAUCGUGUACUAACAAAACACUGAAAGAUAUCAUUAUUGAACAAUUAGUCAAAUUGGAACCCCUCAAAGAUUCAUUAACAGUUGCAGUAGAUUGGAAAUAUACAGAUAUUAAUACAAGUUUAAAUCAAAUAUCCAUUGAAGAGAUUGAAGAACUUGCUAUUUUACCACCGAUUAGUGGAGGUUAG
Molecule: messenger RNA, 270 nt
Organism: Schistosoma rodhaini
Lineage: Eukaryota; Metazoa; Platyhelminthes; Trematoda; Strigeidida; Schistosomatidae
Source: the annotation of a GenBank genome assembly